Topomyia yanbarensis is the source of this 1302-nucleotide messenger RNA. RefSeq names its product vacuolar protein sorting-associated protein VTA1 homolog (gene Vta1). The coding region runs from base 133 to 1116 and encodes 327 amino acids. Gene Ontology annotation, biological process: late endosome to vacuole transport via multivesicular body sorting pathway. Gene Ontology annotation, cellular component: multivesicular body. The record is from RefSeq and is a predicted model, not a curated record. Lineage: Eukaryota; Metazoa; Arthropoda; Insecta; Diptera; Culicidae. The transcript has a single exon.
UCGGAAUUUUCUCAGAAACGUCAAACUGCGAAGGAUUAGUCAUUGUUUUGCUUGAAAUAAUUUAAUGAUUUUACAAUUAUUAACUUUUUCCUAUUGUUCAGUACACUCUAACGAGACGCAGGACCUAUCAACAUGGCGUCCAACCAGCCGGAAGUUCCACCCUCACUGAAGCUAAUAGGGCACUAUCUGAAAACUGCCCAAGAACACGAUAAUCGAGAUGCAAUCAUAAGCUACUGGUGUCGACUGUAUGCCCUGCAGCUGGGCCUCAAAAUCAACAGUCAGGGUGCCGAGGAGCGGAAGUUUCUGGUUGGAGUGAUGGAUUGGCUGGAGAAAUCGAAGAAGGCACAUGCGGAUAACGAAUCUAUCACCAAUGAGAUUGCCGCCCAGGCGUAUUUGGAAAAUUACGCGCUGAAGUUGUUCUUGUACGCAGACAAGCAGGAUAGGGAAGGUAAUUUCGGGAAGAAUGUGGUAAAGGCUUUCUAUACGGCCGGAAUGAUAUACGAUGUUCUGCAAACGUUCGGUGAACUGACGGAGGAAGUGGUUCAAAAUAGAAAGUACGCCAAGUGGAAGGCUUCUUACAUACACAAUUGUUUAAAAAAUGGGGAGACUCCAGUACCAGGCCCGAUGAAGUCCGACGAGGAUAAUGAGUAUGAAAAUGAAAUGGCAAAUUUUGGCCCGGAAGCAAAUACAUCAACCGUUGAACCAGCCGCGGGCCCAAGUAAUCAACCACAGUUGCCCUAUCCGUCGAUGGGAUUUCAAGGGGUUCCGCAGCCUGCUGCCGCACCGCGUCAGCUGCCAUUAUCUGGGCCACCGUCAGGACCUACAAAUUUCACAACCAAUGACCCAUUCAGUACAGUUAAACCACCGACGCCACCAAGUGAACCGGAAAAACCUCCGGGUGGUUUCCAACCAUAUACCGGGCCAGCCCCCUUCGGUUCUAGUGAGGUAAGUGUUCCACAAGGGGCACAGGGUGUACGACUAACACCAGAUCAGCUUACCAAAGCCCAAAAAUACUGCAAGUGGGCUGGUAGUGCACUCAACUACGAGGAUGUCAAAUCGGCGAUCGACAGUCUGCAGAAGGCGCUCCGACUGUUGCAAACCGGUCAAGAUAGCUAAGCAUUUCACUUUGUUCAAUUAGCCAUCGUAUAUUGUUUGCCUUUGUUGUAGAGUAAAAAAACUCACUCGAGAAUAUGAGCAUGGGCGAGCAUAACAUGCACCAUUAGAUUCUUCGAAAAUUGCCUGAACAUAUGUUAUCAAGCAUAAUGCUAUUUGUAACUUUCAAUAAUAAAGGAUCAAUUUACU